This is a messenger RNA of Cordyceps militaris CM01, 903 nucleotides long. RefSeq names its product U1 snRNP splicing complex subunit. The transcript has 2 exons. Gene Ontology annotation, cellular component: U1 snRNP; U2-type prespliceosome. The coding region runs from base 1 to 903 and encodes 300 amino acids. NCBI's taxonomy places the organism in Eukaryota, Fungi, Ascomycota, Sordariomycetes, Hypocreales, Cordycipitaceae. Gene Ontology annotation, molecular function: mRNA binding. The record is from RefSeq and is a predicted model, not a curated record. Gene Ontology annotation, biological process: mRNA splice site recognition.
AUGGCCGCCGAACAGCGAAAGCUGCUUGAGCAGCUCAUGGGCGCAUCCGCGACGUCGCAAGCCGCCAAAGUCUCCUUCUCCGAUCCCAAACUAUGCCGCUCGUAUAUCGCCGGCACGUGUCCGCAUAUUCUCUUCACCAAUACGAAGCAGGACUUGGGUCCUUGCCUAAAAAUUCACUCUGAAGCCCUCAAGACCGAGUACGAUGCCAUGUCGGAACGCGAGAAGAGCAAGCUCGGUUUCGAAUACGAUUACAUUCGACAUUUACACCAAUACAUUGACGAGUGUAACAGGGGUAUCGAGGCUGCUCAACGGCGCUUGAAGAAGACCCCAGAAGAGAUUCGCCAGACCAACAUCAUGUUGAAAGAGAUUACCGAUUUAAACACGUCGAUCCACAACGGUCUCCUCGAAGUCGAAAUACUCGGCUCCAUGUCAGAGGUCUCGCGCGCGCAGGAUGAGCUGUUCCGCGUGCGCCAAGCCAUGCAGGCCAAGGCAGAAAAGGAAAGGGAGCUCAAGGCACUCGCCGACACCUCUGGCCCGUCGGGCCACCAGAAGCUGCAAGUCUGCGACGUCUGCGGCGCGUACCUCAGCCGCCUGGACAACGACCGCCGCCUGGCGGAUCACUUUUACGGCAAGAUGCACCUGGGCUUUGCGCAGAUGCGCAAGACGUAUGAUGCCUUCCCGCGGGAGAUGAGGUCCAGAGCCAGGACCAUGCACGACGACGACGGGCCUGGCGGCGGCGGCCCGCGGGGACCAAGAGGUCAUGGGGGAGGGGGGGGGAGGAGGAGGAUACAGAGGCAGAGGUGGUCGUGGUUACCGCGGCGGAUGGUAGAUUAUGCUCAAGACUUGGACAUGCGGGAAAAUGCAUGCAAAUUGGUGUCGAUGGUGUUAUGGGUGUUUUGUUGA